Amphimedon queenslandica is the source of this 1504-nucleotide messenger RNA. RefSeq lists its product as uncharacterized. Gene Ontology annotation, molecular function: protein binding. The coding region runs from base 21 to 1487 and encodes 488 amino acids. The record is from RefSeq and is a predicted model, not a curated record. The transcript is spliced from 12 exons. Lineage: Eukaryota; Metazoa; Porifera; Demospongiae; Haplosclerida; Niphatidae.
UUGUUGUUUUGUAAUGACGCAUGGGUGGGGCUCAUUAUUAUGCAGAACUGGUUACGCCCAUCGCCCAUCUCUCAAGAUCCAGUUCUGCAGCAGCAAUGGUUGAAUGGCAGUACUUCGCUAUCCCGGCUCUCUGUGUGGUUGUGAUCCUCCUUUUCUUGGUUUUACUGGUAGCAAUGCUCCUCUGCCUAAGAAAAAGGGAGAUGCUGUGCUUCAAGAGCCGGAGACGAAAAAGGACAAGAGGGGGCGACGAGGAAACUCGUUUUACAAACAUUUAUUCUAAAGAGGAGGAAAGGAGACCCAUGGGCCUCAAGAGGAGACGCCAGCAUUUUGCAGACCCGUUUGCAAACCGUUUCUCAGACCCAUUCUUCAUGGACCAAGGACUAGAGAACUUUGACAUCUCGCAGUGGGACAAUCCUUUGUUUGAUGCUAAAGGUGCCAGGGAGAGGGAGGCAGCAAUCACAAUACAGACAUGGUGGAGAAUGGUCAGAGCAAGAAUAUAUUUCUUGGAAAUGAGAGAAAUUGCAAUCAUUUUUCAAAAAUGCUGGAGAGGAAAGCAAGAGAGAAAGAAUCUUCCGUAUUACAAAAAGGAAAAGAACGAGAGAGAGCAAAGACGAAAGAAGGAGCCUGGCUACAUCAAAAACAAGGGGACUCUAUCAGCUCUCAAGUUCUAUGAUGUUAAAGGCUAUGGGUUCUGUGAGGUCCAGCAGUUGUACGGACAAGAGACCAUGCACAAAGCAGCCGAGCAGCUAAGGAGUCUUUAUGGAGGAAAAGGGCAGAGACGAUUUAAACUUUUCAUAUCCGUCAAAGCUGUUGUGCUAUAUGACCACAGCACUUGGGAUCACUUUGCCACUGUCAAGAUGUCAACCAUUUCUUUCUGUUCCCUUGACUUCAAGAACAAGAAGCUCUUUGCUUUCAUUAACAUGAAGAAGAAACGGAAAUUCUGUCACGUAUUCCAAUGCCAUGAAGGAGAUGCACAAAAACUUGUAGAGACAAUGGGUGAAGCGUUUGAAGUUACUUUCAAGCAAGAGAAACAAAAGAAAGAGGAGGAAAGACUGAAAGAAAAACAAAGACAAGACUUUCGUCGAAGUGCACUUGAUUUAGAUAAAGAGGUCGACCAGAUGAUGAAACUAGCCGAGUCAGCGUCCAUAGCAGCAACCCCUAGUCUCACACACAGAGGAAUAGGAGUGGAAGGAGGAGGGAUGAUACUAGGAGGAGACUCAAGUCCCAAUACAAAAUCCUACCAUUCUCUGGAUCAUGCAUACCAGUAUGAUCAGUACCAGUACGAUCAGAGGUAUCACGGGAUGAUGACGCCAAGAGGACGAUCAAAGUCAAGCACUGACUCUCCGUUACUCGUCUCUCAAAGGAUCCCUCACUACUUUGAACAGCAAAGACACUUUAGCUCAUUGGACAGAGGUUUGGACGAUAUUGAGAGGCAACAUGAAAUGGAAGUUCUUCAAGGACGACAAAGAGCAAGAACUUUGAUAUAAGACAUCACUUCCACACU